UUCAAGUUUCUUGCUCAGGAGGAAAAGGAAAAAGCAAUUCCCUUUCGCUCAUAUUCUUCUGCAGAAGAAGGAACAAUCCCAUUUCAUUCGGGUCAAUUUCUUCCGUUUCCAGUCCUCUUACUAAUUUAGCUUACUCCCUUUGUUCGUCUUCUUCAUUUUCCAAUUUCAUUCGAGGGUUUUGAUUCUGUUAGUCUUCUUCUCUGCUCAAUGGCGCGUGACCCGGAUGGCUCUGCUGGCGGCGGUGCUAGUAACAACUCCCAGCGUGAGGAGGCCACUCUGAAGGUCCCAUCGAAGGACCCCAAGAAGAAGGAUGAGAAGAAGGAAGAGGAUCUGUCGGAAGAGGAUCUGGCCUUGAAACAACAGUUGGAGUUGUACGUGGAGAGAGUUCAGGACCCCGAUCCUGGCCUGCAGAAAGUUGCCCUUGAGAGUAUGAGGCAGGAAAUCCGAACAUCCACAAGCUCCAUGACUUCUGUUCCAAAGCCUCUAAAAUUCCUUCGCCCACAUUACGGAACUUUAAAAGCUUAUUAUGAAACAAUGGCAGACACCGAUUUAAAGAAAUACAUGGCGGACAUACUAUCAGUAUUGGCACUGACAAUGUCUGCGGAGGGAGAACGGGAAAGCCUGAAAUACAGACUAUUAGGCUCAGAAGGUGAUAUUGGUUCAUGGGGUCAUGAGUAUGUAAGGAAUUUGGCUGGAGAGAUUGCUCAAGAAUACACCAAACGACAGGGUGAAGAGGCUCCCAUAGAUGAUUUGAUGGAACUUGUUCAAGAAAUUGUUGCUUUUCACAUGAAACACAAUGCCGAACCUGAAGCUGUUGAUCUAUUAAUGGAGGUUGAAGAUCUUGAUCUGUUAGUUGAGCAUGUUGACAGUACAAAUUUCAAAAGGACCUGUAUCUAUCUUACCAGUUCAGCCAAAUAUCUUCCUGGACCUGAUGACAUGCUAGCUCUGGACAUUGCAUAUAUGAUAUAUCUAAAAUUUGAAGAAUAUACCAAUGCACUUCAGAUUGCUUUGUUCCUCGACAACUUGCAGUAUAUCAGGCAGAUCUACCAAUCCUGUGAUGAUUUGCAGCGUAAAAAGCAAUUUUCAUACAUACUUGCUCGACAGGGCACUUGUUUUGAGCUUGAUGAGGAGAUGUGUGCUGAUGACGAUGAUAGAGAGGCAUUGCAGGAAAUCAUCAAUAAUUCCAAGCUAAGUGAAGGUUAUCUUACCCUUGCUCGUGACAUUGAGGUCAUGGAGCCUAAAUCUCCAGAAGACAUUUAUAAGGCACACUUGCUUGAUGGCAGGGCUAGUGCUGGUGCAAGUGUUGAUUCUGCUCGUCAAAAUUUGGCUGCUACCUUCGUCAAUGCUUUUGUGAAUGCUGGCUUUGGUCAGGAUAAGUUAAUGACAGUUACACCAGAUGCAUCCAGUGGCGCUUCUACAGGAAACUGGUUAUUUAAGAAUAAAGAUCAUGGGAAGAUGAGCGCUGCAGCAAGUUUGGGUAUGAUUUUGCUUUGGGAUGUGGAUGCUGGACUUUCUCAAAUUGACAAAUUUUUGCACAGCAAUGAUAACCACGUUGUUGCUGGUGCAUUGCUGGGAGUUGGUAUUGUCAAUUGUGCUAUCAAGAAUGAUUGUGAUCCUGCAUUAGCACUUUUAGUAGAAUAUGUUGACAAAGAAGAUGCAUCAACCCGUAUAGGUGCAAUAAUGGGCUUGGGCAUUACGUAUGCUGGAACUCAAAAUGAGCAGCUACGUCGUAAACUGACCCCUAUAUUAAGUGAUUCAAGAGCUUCACUUGAUGUGAUUGCAUUCACUUCACUCUCAUUGGGCUUAAUAUAUCUUGGUUCCUGCAACGAGGAGGUUGCUCAAGCAAUUAUAUUUACAUUAAUGGAUCGACAUGAGAAUGAAUUGGGGGAUGCUUUAGGUCGCCUUCUACCACUUAGCCUUGGUCUUCUAUACCUUGGAAAGCAGGAAAGUGUGGAGGCGACAGCUGAGGUUUCCAAGACAUUUAACGAGAAAAUCAGAAAAUAUUGCGACAUGACAUUGCUCUCCUGUGCAUAUGCUGGAACUGGGAAUGUACUAAAGGUUCAAAACCUUCUUGGUCAUUGUUCUCAACAUCUUGAGAAGGGUGAAACCCACCAAGGAGCUGCUGUGCUUGGAAUUGCAAUGGUGGCAAUGGCCGAAGAAUUGGGUUUGGAGAUGGCAAUUCGAUCAUUAGAGCAUCUUUUGCAGUAUGGGGAGCAAAAUAUUCGCCGUGCUGUUCCCUUGGCUCUUGGUCUCCUUUGCAUCUCAAACCCCAAGGUUAAUGUUAUGGACACGUUAAGCAGACUGAGCCAUGAUACGGAUUCCGAAGUAGCGAUGGCAGCAGUAAUCUCCUUGGGUUUGAUUGGUGCGGGAACCAAUAAUGCAAGAAUAGCUGGCAUGCUUCGAAAUCUUUCGAGUUAUUACUACAAAGAUGCGAGCCUUCUUUUCUGUGUCAGGAUUGCCCAAGGGCUUGUACAUUUGGGCAAGGGCCUGUUAACUCUUAAUCCUUAUCAUUCCGACCGAUUCUUAUUAGCACCGACCGCACUUGCAGGAUUAAUAAUUACAUUGCAUGCAUGUCUUGACAUGAAGGCCAUUAUCCUGGGGAAAUAUCAUUAUGUGCUCUACUACCUUGUCUUGGCAAUGCAGCCGCGAAUGCUGUUGACUGUGGACGAGAAUCUGAAGCCUCUUUCAGUACCUGUUCGGGUGGGUCAGGCGGUUGAUGUCGUUGGACAGGCGGGUCGGCCAAAGACAAUCACUGGUUUUCAAACUCACUCAACCCCAGUUCUUCUUGCUGCUGGUGACAGGGCAGAACUGGCCACUGAGAAGUACAUUCCUCUUUCGCCUAUCCUAGAAGGAUUCGUCGUUUUACAGGAGAACCCAGAAUACAGAGAAGAACAGUAGCAAGGCAUUGUAAGUAGAGGAAUGGAUAAAUCACUGCUGUUUGAUAUGAAUUCUAACCUGGAUGUUGCUGGACAGCAAAGACAUGAUGCGGGAUGCAGGGUUCGAGUUUAGUUUCGCUCGUCUUAAUCUCAUCCAAGCAGUGCAUUGUUAGUUUUGAUGAACAACCAUGAGUUCGAAAAAUGAGAUGUGCUUGAAUUGAUCAAAUUAAUGUUUCAUGGUUACUGUUUAGUUCCCGUUCACUCGGGAUCUUAUUGUAUUUGAUUUUUUUGGGAAUAGAAUCUCUAUUUGCUUAGUCUAAUUUGAUGCAACGACGUUGAGUCCCACCUUGGCAUGGUAUAAAAUGUUAUAAACUUUUUGUUGUUUCGGGGAC
Messenger RNA from Benincasa hispida (wax gourd), 3268 nucleotides. RefSeq names its product 26S proteasome non-ATPase regulatory subunit 2 homolog A. Gene Ontology annotation, biological process: proteasome-mediated ubiquitin-dependent protein catabolic process; regulation of protein catabolic process. Gene Ontology annotation, molecular function: enzyme regulator activity. The record is from RefSeq and is a predicted model, not a curated record. Lineage: Eukaryota; Viridiplantae; Streptophyta; Magnoliopsida; Cucurbitales; Cucurbitaceae. Gene Ontology annotation, cellular component: proteasome complex; proteasome storage granule; proteasome regulatory particle, base subcomplex.